Molecule: messenger RNA, 1239 nt
Organism: Cylindrotheca closterium
Lineage: Eukaryota; Bacillariophyta; Bacillariophyceae; Bacillariales; Bacillariaceae
Source: the annotation of a GenBank genome assembly
AUGAUGACCGAGCCUGAUUUGGAGGCAAGCAGUGGUGUUCCAUCAGGUCUUUCAUCAUCAAUCAAGACAUUGUUGGGUUCCCAGUUGACGAAUAAGCGACCAGUGCAACUCAUGAGCUUCGUUCUCUUUUCUUUCAUGGUCCUCCUUCUUAUAAAUCCAUCGUCUACAACGUCUGGCUAUGGGGUAGUACGAGCAAACGAAAAACGUGUUGAAACAUCAGUGACUCUGUCGUCGCCCAAAGCAGGUGUCGGGCCUUGUCCACCUCCUGAUCCUGCUGUUGAUCAACGUUAUAUUGGUUUCCCGCAAAACCUUACGUUUGGCAAGCAUGUUUCCGAAAAAGGGGAACCAUUCCUAACACAAGAUUUCUGGGCCGACAUUGUGGAUAACCGACGAACCUUUUUUCUUCGCUCCACCGAAGGGCACAAGCCUUCGGCAGAAAGACUUCGAGACUGGGUUAGAUCGAGACCGCAUCCAAUCACAUUGAUUAUUAACAACCAGGUAGAUAAAUCUUGGCCAGAGUACCUGCGGGGGAAAAAGAAGUUUGAAUAUUACUUGAACGAAACGAAUCUGCAUGCAGCGUAUGCCAUGAAUGCACGGCACUUGCCUCAGUAUCCAAAGUUGCAACCCAUCCCCAUUGGGUUGAAAUGGGCUUGGAGUAGCACUAAAUUGUUUGGAGAGGAGAAAAACAAGCGGGCCGACAAAUACAAGAGGUUUGGAGCGUCCAGCCCAGAGCAAUCCAAAGCAUUGUUCCAUCUAACUAACAGGACAUCCCUUGUGUUUUUGAGACCAAUGAACCAGGGAUCCAACCUUAGAACUAUUAACUACGUCAGGAACACACCCGCACUGACUGCCACCCGAGGUGAAAUUCCAUCCAUUGUAAAUGAAACUGCAAAGCAGUCCAUUGCUUUCACACCUAUGAAGAACAUGCCUCUAAAAUCCUUUUUCGAAGAAUUGAAGAAACACCGAUUUGUCAUUAGCCCUCCUGGUAACGGUCUGGAUACGCAUGCAACAUGGGAAGCACUUUUAUGUGGCUGUAUACCAAUUGUUCCGCAUUCUCCGCUGGACCCUGUGUUUGAACAUCUGCCAGUAUGGCUCGUCGACAGCUGGGAGGACGUCACGGAUGCAAGUGUGAAAGAGAAAGAAGAAUACUUCAAGAAGAAGGCCAACACAUACAAGUGGGAGAAGCUUUAUCGGUCGUACUGGGCAGAAAGGAUAUACGAUGGCCUGUGUACAGUCUAA